Mesoplodon densirostris (Blainville's beaked whale) is the source of this 1995-nucleotide messenger RNA. It is a transcript of the gene SCARB2, whose product is annotated as scavenger receptor class B member 2. The transcript is spliced from 12 exons. NCBI's taxonomy places the organism in Eukaryota, Metazoa, Chordata, Mammalia, Artiodactyla, Ziphiidae. The coding region runs from base 295 to 1731 and encodes 478 amino acids. Gene Ontology annotation, cellular component: cytoplasm; lysosome; membrane. Gene Ontology annotation, biological process: receptor-mediated endocytosis; protein targeting to lysosome. Gene Ontology annotation, molecular function: scavenger receptor activity. The record is from RefSeq and is a predicted model, not a curated record.
CCGGCGAGCGUCCCCGCCCUGCGCGCUCCCUUUCCCUCGCGAGCUGCGCCACAAGGGCGUCGCAGCUGCCCCGGCCAGGGAAAGCGAAACCAAAGCGGGCCUUCCACUCCCCAUCGGCCGGCCGGGGGCAGCGGGGUCGCGCUCGCUCGGCCGCGGAGCCGGGCGGCGGGCGUAUCGGCCGGGCCGCAGGCGCCCGAGGGUCCCGGGUCUUCCGGCCGCUACUGCGGCGGCGCCUCCCUCCCUCCCUGCUUCCCGUCCAGUCGCCGGCCGCCCGGCCCGUGAGCGGUGCGCGGAAUGGGCAGGUGCUGCUUCUACGUGGUGGGGACGCUGUCCCUGCUUCUGCUGGUGACCAGUGUCACGCUGCUGGUGGCCAGAGUCUUCCAGAAGGCCGUGGACCAGACGAUCGAGAAGAAUAUUGUGUUAAGGAAUGGCUCGGAGACCUUUGAGUCCUGGAGGAAGCCCCCUGUGCCCGUGCACACCCAGUUCUAUUUCUUCAAUGUCACCAAUCCAGAGGAGGUCCUCAGAGGGGAGACCCCUCGGUUGGAAGAAGUGGGGCCCUACACCUACAGGGAACUCAGAAACAAAGAAGAUAUUCAAUUUGGAGAUAAUGGAACAACAAUAUCUGCCGUGAGCAACAAGGCCUAUGUUUUUGAACGAGAUAAAUCUGUUGGAGACCCUAAAAUUGACUUACUUAGAACAUUAAAUAUUCCUGCAUUGACCGCCAUGGAAUGGGCCCAGCUACCCUUUCUCCACGAGCUCAUCGAGGCCCUGUUGAAGGCCUAUCAGCAGAAGCUCUUUGUGACCCACACGGUGGAUGAAUUGCUCUGGGGCUACAAAGAUGAGAUCUUAUCCCUCAUCAACAUUUUCAAACCUGACAUCUCUCCCUAUUUUGGCCUGUUCUAUGGGAAAAAUGGGACUAAUGAUGGAGACUAUGUUUUUCUAACUGGAGAAGACAAUUACCUUAACUUUUCCAAGAUUGUGGAAUGGAAUGGAAAAACGUCUCUUGACUGGUGGACAGCAGACGAGUGCAAUAUGAUCAACGGAACAGACGGAGAUUCUUUUCACCCAUUAAUCACCAAAGACGAAGUCCUUUAUGUCUUCCCAUCUGAUUUUUGCAGGUCAGUAUAUAUAACUUUCAGUGACUUUGAGAGCGUACAGGGACUGCCUGCCUUGAGGUUUAAGGUGCCUGCAGAAAUAUUAGCCAAUACCUCAGACAACGCUGGCUUCUGUAUACCUAAAGGAAACUGCCUGGGCUCAGGAGUUUUGAAUGUCAGCAUCUGCAAGAACGGUGUACCUAUUAUUAUGUCUUUCCCACACUUCUACCAAGCAGAUGAGAAGUUUGUUUCUGCCAUAGAAGGCAUGCACCCAAAUAAGGAAUAUCAUGAGACAUUUGUGGACAUUAAUCCUUUGACUGGAAUUAUCCUAAGAGCAGCCAAGAGGUUCCAAAUCAACGUUUAUGUCAAAAAAUUAGAUGACUUUAUUGAAACGGGAAAUAUUAGAACCCUGGUUUUCCCAGUGAUGUAUAUCAAUGAGAGUGUUCUCAUUGAUAAAGAGACUGCAAGUCGACUGAAGUCUGUGAUUAACACUACUCUGAUCCUCACCAACAUCCCCUACAUUAUCAUGGCGCUGGGUGUGUUCUUUGGUCUGAUCUUCAUCUGGCUUGCGUGCAGAGGACAGGGAUCCACGGAUGAGGGAACUGCAGACGAAAGAGCACCCCUCAUACGAACCUAACCUAACCAUGGGCUGCGCCUGGGGAAGGAAGCGUGCGAGCUGUCGUGACCUGGACCACGACAGUGGGGCAACUGUCUGCAUCCUCACAGGCUUGUCAACUGUUGCGAGAGGAGGAAGGAGACCCCAUGCCUGCGUGUGAUGAGCACCUUCUGGCAGAGGUUCAAGAACAGGCUGCUUGGUUGGCCGUUAGGAUCCUGUGGUCCCUGACAAAUUGUUUUGUUUUUCAUGUGUCUAGCAAGUAUUUAAUAAACUCUGGUAUAGUAA